CUCUCACUAGCCCGCCGAUUUGGAAAAAGGCGGUAGCGGUGACCUGGCGUGUCGGGUUUUCUUCUUUUUUGAGUACGCUGCUCUUUGUGUGGAAGAAGUGCAGCCCUCACAGCGGUCUGCUCGCGGAGGGGCUAGAGAAGCUGCUUAGUCCUCCUGCUCCUCUUGCGAACUCGUAUUCCCUGCCUGCAGCGCACCGUUUUCGGGGCCCCGCCUGACGUGAGGUGAUUUCCUUUCCCCGCUUGUAACGCUAGCCAAGGGAGGAGGAGGCCGUUCGCGCGCAAGCCUGCGCUCGCGACGUGCCUUAUGUCCCCUGGCCGGUGCCGGCAUCUGCCGAAAGACGGAAGGGAGGUGCUGGUCACCGCGGAGUGAGAAGGAUGGACGAAACUGCUGCAGAUUUGAAACAAGAGCCGCCAAACAUGUGCAAUAACGUUCAAAUACAUGUGGAAGUUCAUCAGAAUUCAGUCAGCACGGCAAAGAAAGAAGAUAUCAGGAUGAGUGUCCUAAAACUGUUGAACAGACAUAACAUCGUGUUCGGUGAUUACAAGUGGACAGAGUUUGAUGAUGGUUUCCUUAACAGCAAUGUGCAGUCUGUGUCAAUUGUGGAUACAGAGCUGCAACUAAAAGAAAGACAGCCUAUUGACUUGAGCAAAAGCAGUCUUUCCAUUCACAUUUUUCAUCUGAAUGAAGAAGGGCCAAGCUCUGAAAACCUGGAAGAAGAUAAUGAGGAUAUCGUUGCAGCUAACCACUGGGUGCUACCUGCAGCUGAAUUCCAUGGCCUUUGGGAAAGUCUUAUAUAUGACACUGAAGUAAAAUCACACUUACUUGAUUAUGUGACAACAACAUUACUGUUUUCUGACAGAAAUGUUGACAGCAACCUGAUAUCAUGGAACAGAGUUGUUCUGCUGCAUGGCCCUCCUGGAACUGGUAAAACCUCUCUCUGUAAAGCAUUGGCUCAGAAGCUGACAAUACGAUUGUCGUACAGGUAUAAGUAUGGACAGUUAAUUGAGAUAAACAGCCAUAGCCUUUUCUCUAAAUGGUUUUCUGAGAGUGGCAAGCUCGUAACCAAGAUGUUCCAGAAGAUUCAAGAGUUAAUUGAUGACAAAGAUGCUCUUGUAUUUGUACUGAUCGAUGAGGUGGAAAGCCUCACAGCAGCUCGCAGUGCCUUCAAGGCAGGCACAGAGCCUUCAGAUGCUAUUCGUGUGGUGAAUGCUGUACUGACACAAAUAGAUCAGAUUAAAAGGUAUCCCAAUGUAGUUAUCCUGACUACUUCAAAUAUUACGGAGAAAAUUGACAUGGCCUUUGUAGACAGGGCUGACAUAAAGCAAUAUAUUGGCCCUCCAUCCACUGCAGCAAUAUUCAGAAUAUAUCUUUCUUGCUUGGAAGAGCUGAUGAAGUGUCAAAUAAUAUACCCUAGACAGCAGCUCUUGACGCUCAGAGAGUUAGAGAUGAUUGGCUUCGUAGAAAAUAAUGUGUCGAGGUUAAGCCUUGUACUAAAAGAAAUCUCAAGAAGAAGUGAAGGUCUUAGUGGCCGGGUCCUGAGAAAGCUUCCUUUCCUAGCACAUGCACUUUAUAUUCAAUCUCCCAGUGUUACAAUGAAAACAUUUCUUCAGGCUCUUUCGCUUGUAGUAGACAAGCAAUUCGAAGAAAGAAGGAAACUUGCAGACUCUGUGUGAUAGUUUAGUGUUUUAUACUUUUCUGCAUUAUUACCUAUGAAAAGUAUAUACUUCUUGCAAAGAAACUGUGCAGUUGUUACGCAUAUGUAAAACAGAUUGUCAACACCUUAAAAAACCUGGAAUGCCUAAUCUAGUUUUUUCAAAACAUUCAUUAAUAAACAAUUUUUACAGCA
This is a messenger RNA of Cygnus atratus (black swan), 1846 nucleotides long. RefSeq names its product thyroid hormone receptor interactor 13 (gene TRIP13). The record is from RefSeq and is a predicted model, not a curated record. Bases 375 to 1673 code for a protein of 432 amino acids. Gene Ontology annotation, molecular function: ATP binding; ATP hydrolysis activity. The transcript has 14 exons. Gene Ontology annotation, cellular component: nucleus; chromosome. Lineage: Eukaryota; Metazoa; Chordata; Aves; Anseriformes; Anatidae. Gene Ontology annotation, biological process: meiotic recombination checkpoint signaling; reciprocal meiotic recombination.